GCAUUUAUUUAGCAGUGUUGGUGUUGCAGUCUUACGCGAUCCCUGCUCGUCCUGAUUUAAAUGAAUAGGUUCGCAUUGUUUGCAUCAGUUUGAAAAGCCAUUUCAUGGCGGGGCUAAGAGGCUCAAGUAGGCAGUUUAUAAUCUGAACAUUUUAAAUAGGCUAUGUAGGCUAUAUAUUACUGUCCCGCAUGUUCAUUGCAGGCUACAUUGCAGGCUAUGUAGGCAUAUAGGCUACAUCACUGUCCCGCAUGUUCAUUGCGUUGACGUUGGUCUCAGUAGCCUACUUCCUUAAAAAGCGUCGAUACUUUGGGAGCUAUGUUGAGAGGUGAGCACAAGAGUUUGUCCUCCGCACACAGUGGACAAAAGUGAACUGUAGCUGUAUGGAACUCAGUGCAUGCUGUUGUGGCUACUCUCCGCGGUUAAAAGAUUAACAACGUGCUCGACACUCAACCUUAUAUAAAUGUAGAUCGGGUGCUGAAUCCUCGUAUGUAAUCCAAAGAACAAAAUCCUCCUCUCCGCCAUAUACAGGACAGACGCAAAACGGAUUCAAUUUAUCGUCUCCUGUUUAAGAUUAUUUGCUAAACGGAAACCAUCUGUCGGGCUUCAGCAAUAAGCAAUUGGUUGGGUGUUCAGAGGCAUUACUAGAUCCAUUAUCUACCGCACCCUUCUCGUUCGUAAAUCCGACAGACUCAUGUCAGAGUUCGCUCCACGGUGAAGCAAGCAGCACCACAUGCCUUCAAUGCUUUCGGUUUUUGCAACCUUUCAGUGGAGUGAAUGAGAGAUCUCUUACCGAGUCCAGAAGAACGAGCGUCUGACAAUCAGAUAUUUUUUGUAACGGUAUUAAUACGAUAUAUCAAGAUUUGCACCGUCCGAAGAUCCCUUAUUUUUUUCCUCUUUCCUGUGAUUUUUAACCUCCGCUACAGCCAGUCUGCGCUGGGACUUUUCUUUUGUUGUUUAAUAUGCCUCUGGUGAAAGUUAUGAGUUCUCCAACAAAGGGACUGCUCCACGGCUUUUACUGCACUGUACGGUAGAUGAAUGCGGAGUGGAAGCGUUGUAACUCGAGGCGGGGUUAAAGUUCAGCUCUAUGCAGCGGUGAAGCGUUCGUUGCAGUUCGCAGAGUUGGAAAUGUGAAAGCAAGAAGCAGGCUUUAUUUUUCUCUCUCCCUUCUCUCUGUCUCUCCUUUUUUCCCUUUUCACACACACGGACACAGCCACCACGCAUACACGAGCAGACACGGACACACACCCACACACAUAAACACGCAGACCCGUCACAGCAACCAAAACACACACACACACACGGUCGCGCACACACACACACACACACACACACACACACACAUACAUACAUACAUACACUCUCCAAAUCCAAGAUUAGAUACAACAGAUAUGUAUUCUCCACUAUGCCUAACACAGGAUGAAUUCCAUCCUUUCAUCGAAGCUCUGUUGCCCCACGUGCGAGCGUUUGCCUACACAUGGUUCAACUUGCAGGCCCGCAAGAGAAAGUAUUUCAAGAAGCAUGAGAAGCGCAUGUCUAAGGAAGAGGAGCGCGCGGUCAAGGACGAGCUGCUCAGCGAGAAGCCUGAGGUCAAGCAGAAGUGGGCAUCACGCCUCUUGGCCAAGCUCCGCAAGGACAUCCGGCCAGAGUUCCGGGAGGAUUUUGUGCUCACUGUCACCGGGAAGAAGCCCCCGUGCUGCGUGCUGUCCAACCCCGACCAGAAGGGUAAGAUGAGGAGGAUCGACUGCCUGCGUCAGGCAGACAAAGUCUGGAGGUUGGACUUGGUCAUGGUCAUUUUAUUCAAAGGUAUUCCCCUCGAAAGUACUGAUGGGGAAAGGCUGGUGAAGUCCCCACAGUGCUCGAACCCAGGGCUGUGUGUGCAGCCUCAUCACAUUGGAGUUUCUGUGAAGGAGCUCGACCUCUACUUGGCCUACUUUGUUCACGCAGAUGGCCAGUCAGAGAGUCCCAACCAGCAGAGUGAGUCUGAUAUCAAGGAGCAGCCUGAGAACGGACAUCUUGGCUUCCAAGACAGCUUUGUCACAUCAGGUGUCUUCAGUGUGGCCGAGCUCGUGCGAGUCUCACAAACCCCCAUCGCAGCUGGGACGGGUCCUAACUUCUCGCUGGCCGACCUGGACAGCUCCUCCUACUACAGCAUGAGCCCUGGGGCAAUGAGGCGACCCUUACCCAGCACCUCCUCCAGCAGCUCGGCCAAGAGGAUCAAGUGUAUGGAGGACGAGGUGGACAGUCCAGGAGAAGAGUCCUACUACCCAGGCCAAGGGCGCUCCCCGGGCAGCGGCAGCCAGGCCAGCAGCUGGCACGAAGUGGAAACAGCUGGAUAUAAACUGCGUGGCUCGCUAGCUAGUUCGUUCAUCUCAAGACAAGGGAUGCCACCGUCCACCACAUUAAAGAAGUCAGAGAAGUGUGGUUUCAGCAGCCCUGUCGUGCCUUCGCAGACCACUUCCUACUCCCCCCGAACGGCAUUCACACAUCAUCAUCAGCCUGUUAUUCCAGGACCUAGAGCGAGUCCCCACGCCACGCCGUCGAGCCUCCACUUCCCCACAUCGCCCAUCAUCCAGCAGCCCAGCUCCUACUUCUCCCACCCGGCCAUCCGUUACCACCCCCAGGAGAGCCUCAAGGAGUUUGUCCAACUUGUCUGCCCCGACUCUGGCCAGCAAGGAGGACAGGUGGGCUUCCUUAAUCCUAAUGGUAGCAGUCAGGGGAAGGUCCACAACCCAUUCCUGCCCACCCCCAUGCUGCCCCCUCCACCUCCGCCCCCCAUGGCACGCCCUGUGCCCCUGCCUGUGCCAGACUCCAAACCUCCUUCCACCUCCACCGAGGGAGGGGGCAACUCCCCCACCUCGCCAACCUACUCCACACCGAGCACGUCCCCAGCCCAGCGCUUCAUCAGUGUGGGCCCCCGAGACCCCAGCUUUGUAAAUAUCCCUCAGCAGCCCCAGUGGUACCUGGGCUAGGGACUCCAGACCCCCUUGCAGCCCGCUGGACAGAUCGCUGUACAGCCCGCUGGACAGAUCGCUGUACAGCCCACUGGACAGCCCGCUGGACAGAUCGCUGUACAGCCCGCUGGACAGAUCGCUGGACAGCCCACUGGACAGCCCGCUGGACAGAUCGCUGUACAGCCCGCUGUACAGCCCGCUGGACAGAUCGCUGGACAGAUCGCUGGACAGCCCGCUGGACAGAUCGCUGGACAGAUCGCUGGACCCCCUACUUUCUCCCCUGAGUGCGACCUAACCUGAAACCCUGCAAACGUGCUCACCUGUUUGACAGAGAGAAGCCCAACCCCUCAAAUCUGUCACUGCAUGGCUACAACAGACCACCCCGCCCUCUCCCAUCCCCCCAAAACAAGAGCAGAGCUACUGACUGCUUACACACGUACAUACUAUAUAUCUAUACAGCCCAUAUAUACCCUCAUUCAUAUGGUUCAUAUGUCUAUAUUCAUAUUUAGUACCAGUCUCCCCCAGCUGUAUUGGAUGUGCUGGAGCUCCAACAGAGAGCUAGCGUAUGUCUCCUGGUACACCUUGUGUUAGUUUAUUUUUGUAUUUCUUCUCGUCGUCCCCACUUUGCCGCAGAGGGAGGAAUCAUCACCUGACUAAAUAAAAGAGCUUCCCUCAACCUUUCGUUGCCGUAGCCGACCUGUGGAGAAGGUCCGGCGACCGAGGAAGGCACAGAGACCUAAGAGUCCCGUCUACAUGUGUGUAUAAAGCUCUGCUGGCGUCACACGUCCCGAAACGAGAGGAAGAUCAGAGCUCUUGUUUCUUUUGUUCUAUGGUUGUUGCCGGACUCUGUUUUCGGUUCAGUGGCUCACAGAUGUAGAGGUUUUAGCUGGGUCAGAUACCAACCAGUUAAUACCUCUCAGUGGGCAGCCACCCACCCUACCCCAAACCUACCCAGCACCCACCCUGAGGAGGGACACUCCCCCACAGCCAAGAGGCUGAAGGUCUUCACCCCACCACGGGGCUUUUCCAGGGACAUCAGUGCAGCUGAAAGACCAUGCAGAGGAGAACAGCCAGCCACCACACUAUGAACUCACAGGGAACCAGAGAGGGGAUGGGGUAUUCAUGUUUAAUAUCGGUCAAUCAGGUGACGUAUUGAAACUGGUUUUAAAGCCUGCAACAAGAAGAGAAGUAUUUCAACAAGAGGCUUGUGAGAAAAUCUCUGAAUGGGAGGCUUGUUCAUGUUACAUUUUUGUAUAGAGUUAAUUUCAGUUCAAACUAACAGUUUUACAAUGCUAUACAAUGCAAAAGGGUAAAGGUCUAUAAUUCUACAAACUAACUGGAGACAUCUAUGACUAUCGUGAACAGUGGAAUAUUAAAUUGAGGACAGUGCAAUUUCGUUGGAUAGUGGUUGGAUAAUUAAAUAUCUUUGUAGGAUAUGUCGUUAAAAUUGUUGAAAAUCAUAUAUUUUUCUUCCUAGUCCAUUCACACCUCUAAAAUAUCGGGGUACAAAAAAAAGUCAACUAGCACGAUGGUCUGGUGAGAAAAUAAGAGGAGAUGUACUGAGCUUUUGUUGUCUUUUAUUUGUUUGUUUGUUCAUCUUGUAAAUUUGCUAGUAUUGUAGAAUGUAAAAAAUGUCAAUCACUUUUAGAAAUAUUGUAAUUUUAAACAAUCAAUUUUAAAGCAUUUCUUGCAGCUUUGAAUCUAGUCUGCUAUUAAUUUUAAAAAAGCAAAGUGAUGAACUUAUUUUAAGAAAGCACUUGAUUUUAAAAGAAAAAACUAGCGGUUGAAAUUUCUAAUGAGGCAAAAUCAAGAACAUACAAUGCGAGCAAAUAUCGAAAACAUAAAUCUCCACUUUCGCUUGAAAAGAUAAUCUAAUACUAGGCAUCCAAGUUCUGGUUUGCCUGUUUGAUUGGCUAGGCCUUCUCUAAGCCUCGUCCAAUCAGAAGCACUUGUUCCUGCAGUUGGUUUAUGGGCGGGGGGUCUAAUCAGGGGAUUGUAGUUGAGUGAAAAAGAGUGACCAUUUGUGUUGAAAACACGUUGAUAUCUACAUCAAGGCAAGAUUGCAACCAGACGGCGAAGCUUUUCAGUUGCUUCGCAUGCAACUUACCAUUUUAUUGAAGUUUUGUUUUGUUUUUCUUUCAUAUACUAUACAUACUAUAUAUGUGUGUGUAUAUAUAUAUAUAUAUAUAUAUAUAUAUAUAUAUAUAUAUAUAUAUAUAUAUAUAUAUAUAUAUAUAUAUAUAUAUAUAAACACACUGUUAAGACUGACUCAUCCACCGUCGAUCAAAACUGAAUAAAAGUAUUAAAAAUG
Molecule: messenger RNA, 5262 nt
Organism: Salvelinus fontinalis (brook trout)
Lineage: Eukaryota; Metazoa; Chordata; Actinopteri; Salmoniformes; Salmonidae
Product: nuclear factor 1 A-type-like
Exons: 12
Coding region: 1389-2969 (526 amino acids)
Biological process (GO): regulation of transcription by RNA polymerase II
Cellular component (GO): nucleus
Molecular function (GO): RNA polymerase II cis-regulatory region sequence-specific DNA binding; DNA-binding transcription factor activity, RNA polymerase II-specific
Source: RefSeq, a predicted model, not a curated record